AUCUCAGCAAGAAUUUUUAUCUCACUUUUUUUUCUUUUAUUUUUUCUUUUACUUUCUCAAAACAAUGCCAAGCAAAGCCCUUUUAGAGUACAUUUUCCGCGGAACUGACUGCACUUUCAUAUUUCCCGAAAACGACAACAAAUGCAAGGAAAUUCACGCGAAUCGAUAUGUCAUCGACUGUGUCUCGAAUUUGUUGAAAUCCAAGUUUGAGACUUACAAACGAAGCACUUUGAUCAUCCAAGAUGUGAAAUAUUCAGCUUUUAAAAUGGUUUUAGAACAUGUUUACACUGGUUACUUUCCUGAAACCAUUUCGCAGGAAGAAUUGUUCGAACUGUAUGACGCUGCAUCAAAAUACGAGUUCAAAGAGACUCUAAACUGCGUGAUUCGUCGCAUAAUCAGGGAAUGCAAACUCGAAAAACUCGACGAACUUUUAGCUUAUUUGAAUUUCGCCUUGAAAAAUUACAUCAUUGAAAUUCAAAAUUACUUGCAAGAACUUAUCGAGUCAGAUGCUGAUCUUCUUUUCAUGUCUGAUAAUUUCCUAAAGGCUCAUCCGCGUGUUCUCAACUGGAUUUUCUCUCUCAACGACUUGAACACGAACGAAUGGACUCUCAUCGACAUCAUCGAACGUUACAAAGAAUAUCAUCUCGCUGCUGGUCGUCACGGGAUCUCGUCGCAAAUCCAACCAGCGAUCAACAACAUUCGUUUUCUCUCGAUGAGUGUAGCGCAAAUCCACAAAACGCCAUUCUUGUCUGUUGAAGAGAAGAAAUCCUUGAUUCAAGUCAUCAACCAGGAAGCGAGCGACAAGUGUCUCCCGAUGUACUUUAGUCGACGUCGCAUUGGGCGUUGUUACAAGUCGAUAAUUGUCACGUGCCAAGAUGCUCGUUUGAAGCGAUUGUAUGAUGAAAAUAAGAUCAAAAUGUGUACGUUUAAGGAGAAAAAAUAUUUUGCGGAUGGCGAUGGAAAAAUUGUGGCUUCGAUUGAGAAUUCAGGCUUGAUUGUUCCAUUUGCUUUUCAGGAGUUUACUCCAAUUAAGACGGAAAUUAAGGCAGAAAGAGCUAAAAGAGCAUGUACUGGAAUUCAGCAAAAUGUCCUUUAUUACAGAGAAAAUAAGCAAAUAAUGGUGAACAAGAAAUACGAUCAUAGCGAAAAAGACAAAAAUGAGGAUGAAACAAUGAUUUCUUUUCAAAAAAUGUCCUUAAAAAAGUGAAAAAAAUUUUUUUAGAAGCAUGAAGGUAGAUUUUUGAAAAAAAUUGUCAAAAAUGAGAAUUUUUGAAUCAUUUUUGAUAAGAUAUUUUUUUAAUAAAGAAAUCAAUUAUUGUACUAUUUUUAAUUAAAUAAAGUUUCUUGAAAUGUUAACAUAAUAAAAAAUCAAAAAAAAUUA
Molecule: messenger RNA, 1381 nt
Organism: Culicoides brevitarsis
Lineage: Eukaryota; Metazoa; Arthropoda; Insecta; Diptera; Ceratopogonidae
Exons: 2
Coding region: 65-1207 (380 amino acids)
Biological process (GO): neurogenesis
Cellular component (GO): cytosol
Molecular function (GO): protein binding
Source: RefSeq, a predicted model, not a curated record